Messenger RNA from Lactuca sativa (garden lettuce), 700 nucleotides. Lineage: Eukaryota; Viridiplantae; Streptophyta; Magnoliopsida; Asterales; Asteraceae. The record is from RefSeq and is a predicted model, not a curated record.
AUUAAAUUUUAAUCCAUCAUGAGUCAUACCCUAUAUAAACAACAUGAAUAGUCUACAAUUUCCUUAUAUUCACCUUCAAUUAUUGUUAAUGACUGUAGAACCAGCUUUUGCAAUGGCUCCAGCAUCAUCAUUGGUAGCUAUUCAACGAUCGUCUUGGCAGUCACAAGUGCCUUACCUCUUCGCUGGCCUUGCUGCUAUGUUUGGUCUCAUUGCAAUUGCGGUCUUCAUCCUCGUUUGCUCCUUCUGGAACCUCUCGCACUACACAGACAAUAGGAUUGAUGGGGAAAGAGACCUCGAGCCUGGAAAUGGUGAUGAAGGCUCCACAAUUGAUAAUUACAACAAGGAGCCCCUAGUUGUAGAAGAGAAAUAUCUAGUAAUCAUGGCUGGAUUAGCAAACCCAACAUUUUUGGCUAUACCCACUUUGAGCAGGCCAAAAUCAAACACCAUGAGCAACUCAACGUCGUUGUCAAUGGAGAAAGCUUCAGCAUCCAUGGUGGAAAUGGUGGAGAAGCAGAACCAAGGCAGUAGUAAUCAGCAGCAAGUAAGGAACACAUACAACAACGAAACUGAAGAUCAGGCCCCUUAGUAUUUUAGAAGAAGAAAUUUCUUUUUAUUUGCUCUUGUGUUUACUUUUGAAUAACAGAAUGUACACUUAGCAAUGAAGAUUGAUUGGGAAACAUAAAAGUAUAGUUUUUGAAAA